Molecule: messenger RNA, 1625 nt
Organism: Danaus plexippus (monarch butterfly)
Lineage: Eukaryota; Metazoa; Arthropoda; Insecta; Lepidoptera; Nymphalidae
Product: retinal homeobox protein Rx1-like
Exons: 4
Coding region: 25-1017 (330 amino acids)
Biological process (GO): regulation of transcription by RNA polymerase II
Molecular function (GO): DNA-binding transcription factor activity, RNA polymerase II-specific; RNA polymerase II transcription regulatory region sequence-specific DNA binding
Source: RefSeq, a predicted model, not a curated record
GUAACGCUCGCGCGCUCGGGCAGGAUGGACGUGUCCGAGGACAGACUGUACGAGGCUCAGACGCCGGACCGCUCCGACACCAACAGUCCGAGAUCGCAGAUGAGCAGCCCCAACUCCGCCUCCUCCAUCAACGUGACCGACCAAUCGAUAUCGCUGACGCAGCACCAACAGAACCUGGAGACUCUGAAUCGCAUGGGGCUGUUCUUCCACCAGCAAAUGCACCUGAACCAAAGCUUCGACGCCGUGAAGAGCCGCCUCGGCCUGACCCAGGGCGGCGUGAGCCACGGCCCGCGGCACACCAUAGACGCCAUCCUGGGCUUGAGCGGCAGACAGAGGGUCGCGGACUACGAGCCGCGGAGAGACGACCCUUGUGAUGCUGUGCCGGUGUCGCCCGGAGCCGUCGAGAGCGCCGGUGAAGGUUCCUGCAACAGUAACGAUGGGUUCCAACCGCCGGCGGAGGACAAGUCGGCCAGCGACGACGAAGCGCCCCGGCCGGGGUCCGCGGACAAGAAGAAGCAUCGCAGGAACAGAACCACCUUCACCACCUACCAGCUGCACGAACUAGAACGAGCCUUCGAGAAGAGUCACUACCCUGACGUAUACUCCAGGGAGGAACUGGCCAUGAAGGUGAACCUGCCAGAAGUCAGAGUGCAGGUCUGGUUUCAAAACCGUCGUGCCAAGUGGCGUCGUCAGGAGAAGAUGGAAGCGGCUCGUCUGGGUCUGUCGGAGUAUGGGGCGCCGGUCCCAAGACUCUCGGGGCUCGGUCUGCCCGUGGACCCCUGGCUCGCUCCACCGCUACUCACAGCACUACCUGGUUUCCUGAGUCACCCCCCGUCAGGUUACCCCUCGUACCUCACCCCCCCCGCUCCACCUCCUCAUACCCCUCACCCCCCACACACCCCACACACCAAUCAUCCCCCCACACCCUCGGACCCACGCUCGUCUUCCAUCGCCGCUCUUCGACUGAAGGCCAAAGAGCACGUGGAGAGCAUCAGUAAGGGGCUGACGAUGGUGUAGUUCGUCAAGACGCAGAGGAAACGCCCUGGAACUAUAUCAUAGAGCAGUCAUCUAGGUGUGCAGGUCCAGGUCUCUGUCUGUCAUAUAAAGGAGUUGUAUUUAUUUUAGUGUCAGUGAGUGUAGCUCCACGUCUCUGAGUUAACUUCAUAUAACUGAGUGUACGUUAUAAAGCAAUAACUGUAAAUAUAAUUAAGUGACGUAUAUAUUAAUGUUCCACUAACUCACACGACCCACGACGAGUCGGCCCCUUGAUUUAUUUAAGUAUAUUUGUUUACUAAUAAAGCAUCGCUCAUUAACUAUAACAUUAUUGUAAAUAUACUAUUAUUAUAAAUUGUUUUGUAGAACGCUGGUGACACACACACACACACAUGUAAAUAUAGAGUGUAUAUAAAAUAUUAGUAAUUUAUUAGAUUAUGUAAUGUUUCUAAUAUAUUUAAAAAAGGGAAAUUGCGUUUCCGAGAUGACUUUGUUUGGUUGACGACAAAGUUAACGAUAAACUAUAAUGUACAUGUAAAUACUGAGUGAAUGUUGUAGGUCAAUUAGUUUAAGAGAUACUGUAUACACGACGUACAUACAUAACGACAGAUUAAUAAAUGUGUUCUUUCAUA